AUACAUAUGCGAUUGCAUGCUCGAUAGUAGCCAUACAAUACCUUCUCUCUGCUUUUAGCAACGUGCUGCAACAAUGGUGGUCAGAGCUGCACUGCUUCCUGUCACCUUGCUGCUGUGCCUUGCACUGGCCGGCAGCGCCGGCGCCGGAAGGACGGCGGAUGGCUUCUACGAGCUCAAGAACAAGAAGGGGGAUUUCUCCAUCAAGGUCACCAACUGGGGAGCUACCCUCGUCUCUGUCCUUGUUCCUGAUUGUAAAGGGGACCUAACUGAUGUUGUACUUGGGUACGACACCGUUGCUGCAUACGCUAAAGGCGCUGCUGCUGGAUCGACGAUUGGGCGCGUAGCAAACAGAAUCGCCAACGCCCGCUUCGUGCUCGACGGCAGAACCUAUCGUCUCCUCCGUAACGACGGCAACAACACGAUUCAUGGCGGCCCCAGGGGCUUCAACAAGGUCAUCUGGACGGUGAAGGAGUAUGUGCACGACGGCGACUCCCCGUACAUCACCUUCUACUACCGCAGCUUCGACGGAGAGCAAGGGUUCCCGGGGUACCUGGACGUGUAUGUGACGUACCAGCUCUCCGACCCGUACGACCUGAGCAUCCACAUGAACGCGACGGCGACGAGCAAGGCGACGCCGGUGAACCUGGUGAACCACGCGUACUGGAACCUCGCUGGCCACGGCAGCGGCGACGUCCUGGAGCACGAGCUCCAGAUGUUCGCCUCACGCUACACGCCCGUCGACGGGUACAUGAUCCCGACGGGCCAGGUCGCGCCGGUGGCCGGCACAAAGUACGAUUUCCUCACGCCGACGCCCGUGGGCGCCAACAUGGAGAUCGUCCCGGGCGGUGGCGGCGGCUACGACAUCAACUUCGCCGUGGACGGGCAGCAGAACGCGAUGCGGCCGGUGGCGCGCGUCCAGGACCCGGACUCCGGGCGGGCGUUGGAGCUGUGGGCGAACCAGCCCGGGGUGCAGCUCUACACCGCUAACUGGCUCAGCAACGACAAGGGGAAAGGAGGGAAGGUGUACGGGCAGUACGGCGCGCUGUGCUUGGAGACGCAGGCGUACCCCGACGCCGUCAACCACCCCGAUUUCCCGUCGUCGAUCGUCAGGCCCGGCGAGGUGUACAAGCAUGAUAUGGUCUUCAAGUUUUCCCACUAGGCUAGCUAAGAUGCAUGCUUCACUUAAUUGAUCUGUCCUAUCUUUUCUUUUCUUUAGCGCAAAAUGAGCGGUCUUUUAUUCCACGGGAUGAACCAUCUUUUCUUAUAGUCUGUACCACUUCUUUCUUUACAAAACGGACGCAUACGAUUUGCCUCAUCCAUUAAAUAAGGGAUUUAUAAGUGUUUUUACAAAGUAAGAGAAUACUACAAGGUCGUUACUCUCUAAUCUGGCAUUGCCCAGAUGCUUCGUACCGGCGAUGACCCAAAGUUUAGCCUUAUGUUUUUUAUGUUGGAGAGAAGAAUGGACGGUAGAGUAGACUGGUGACACAAGACCGUAGCAUUUAUUUUACACCAAAUGGUCUGAUAAGUGAGUAUGGUGAGGGGAGCCUACGUUUUCCGUAUUGUCCUAUUUGUCUCGGACAUGUUGAUCCAUCAAUUCUUGAUAGAACACUUUCUAUUCCACAGUGAAAUCUCGUUGUUGUCGAGGUGGACCCAAACUUUGAUCAUGCCCCAUAGUCUCACGGCGAACCGAUAUUUGAAGAAGAUAUGUCCUGGAGACUCCUCAGCUUACAUAGAGGACAAAACCCGUAAUUUGGCCACCCACAUUUCUCCAAAUCUAUACGCGGUCCAAAUCCAGUUUUGUAUUGCUAACAAUGCAAAAAAA
Molecule: messenger RNA, 1822 nt
Organism: Aegilops tauschii subsp. strangulata
Lineage: Eukaryota; Viridiplantae; Streptophyta; Magnoliopsida; Poales; Poaceae
Biological process (GO): beta-D-galactose catabolic process via UDP-galactose, Leloir pathway; glucose metabolic process
Molecular function (GO): aldose 1-epimerase activity; carbohydrate binding
Source: RefSeq, a predicted model, not a curated record